UGUUUCGCUCUAGGAGGCCUCGAGUGUACUAGUCUUUGAAAAUGUGUAGAUAAAAAUUUAAUUAGGUACUUAAUAUACAACAAAAAAAGAUGAUUUCGAAUAGAAUUGUAAAGUUUCACAGACAUAAAUCAUAUUUACUCUUUGUAAGAAAUGCAAGUGCUACACAGGAAUCGAAGUCUAUCCAGCCUCCUAACCCGAGGAGAAUUAGCACAGAUAUGGUAGGCCCGCCAGAUCCUGUCUCUAAUCUUCGAAAAGUAAUUUUUAGAAUUCCACCCAAUGAAACAGAGCUAGAAAAAAGGUACAGAGAAAUGAGAGCUGAAGUUCAAGAAUGGAACCAAAAAUUUUGGGAGAAACAUAACUCUAGAUUUUACCAGGAAAGGGAGGAAUACUUAAAGAAGAAUAUGCCGGUAGACAAACAGAACUUGACAGCAGAUGAAAUGAGUGUUUUCUACAAAGCAUUUCUUGAUAAAAAUUGGAAGUUACAUUUAAAUUAUAACAAGGAAUGGUACAAAAAAAACUUCAGCCUACUAAGACUAGCAAUAAGAGUAAAAUUAAGUAAACUAUUUAGAUUUAAAGACUAGGACCUAUUAGUACAAUAUCAGA
Molecule: messenger RNA, 603 nt
Organism: Spodoptera exigua (beet armyworm)
Lineage: Eukaryota; Metazoa; Arthropoda; Insecta; Lepidoptera; Noctuidae
Source: the annotation of a GenBank genome assembly